Messenger RNA from Closterium sp. NIES-67, 1910 nucleotides. The record is from the annotation of a GenBank genome assembly. NCBI's taxonomy places the organism in Eukaryota, Viridiplantae, Streptophyta, Zygnematophyceae, Desmidiales, Closteriaceae.
CCAGCACAAUCCCUCACCUGAUGCUCUGCCCCCCACUCUUGCAGUGUGCUCUACUCUAGGGUAUUAAUUUUUGCCGCUUGUCCGUUUCGCGGCUUCCAUUUGAGAACUUGUCGUUGACCUGUUGCGUCAUCUUACACAUACGCUGCUGCCGCUAGCAGAUCGAAGUCUUUCCAUGUACUACCUGGUUUUUGGAAUGCAGUUUAGGCUGUACAUUUCGCACAUUAGCUCGUAGAUCUGUAGUCAAUCUUCUUAGCUUAGCUCGCGGUCAAGCGCAGGACCCAGCAUCACACCGUUAGGUAUUUCCCUUGUUCACUUUAGGAAGAACCAACUCACCGCGUUCAGUUGAAGCAUCAUUCUGAACGGCGCUUGUCUGCGGCUCCAGCUACCGCGCAACUACAUCCAGGCAAGCAGCAAUUCACAGGGCAUUGCAUCGUCGUAGCCACCAGGCACGGUAUCGUAGCAGCCCACAUGGAGGGCGUGCGGAAGUUCACCGGCAGGGAGUUAGAGCAAGCAACCAACAAGUUCCACCGUGAGAACUCUCUCGGUAGAGGUGGGUUCGGUACAGGCUACAAGGGUCAGAUCGACGGCCGAGCAGUUCUUGUAAUGAAGCUCAACCCUGACACUAGCCGGCAGGCAGGCGAGCGGUUUCUCCGCGAAGUGACAGUGCUUACACGCGCCGACCACCGCCACAUUGUGCAGCUGAUAGGCUACAAUGCUGAGGCGCGCUGUAUCGUGUACGAGGCCCUCCCUGGCGGCAAUCUCGAGGACAGGCUGGCGACUGAGACCGGGCGCAAGUCCCUGAGGCAAAAGGACCGCCUGCGCAUUGCGGCUGAGGUGGCGGAGGCCCUUGUGUUCCUGCACCGCCUGGACUACCCCAUCCUGCACCAGGACGUGAAGCCCGCCAACGUGAUGCUCGAUGACGAUCUCAUCAGCAAGCUCGGGGGAGUGGGUCUGGCUAAGUUCCUACCAGUCAAUGACUCGUCGAUCUGGGGUACUGUGGGUUAUAUUGACCCACUGCUGCUGCGCACGGGGAAGUAUGGGCCACAGUCGGACGUGUAUGGGCUUGGGUUAGUGGUUCUGCAGCUGUUGACGGGAGAGAAGGUGAACAAGGUGCUGGAAUACGCCAAGUUCGGGCUUGAGGGAGUGCUGGAGCACCUUGACAAGGAGGUCACCUGGAAAGAUAAGAUCGUCCGCGAUGUUGCUGAGCUGGCGCUGAGGUGUCGUGACAAGGCGAACCGGCCCGACCUGGAGACGGUGGUACUGCCGGCGCUGCAGAUCCUGGCCAAGGACACGGCCCUGGACCUGGAUCAAGACGGGGCGCCGCCACCCCGGCAAGCAGCAGGAGGGGCAGGCGGGGGAAGAGGAGGGGGGAGAGGUGGACAUGCGGGAGGGAGAGGGGCAGGACACGGGGCAGGGGAGGAUGCUCGGAGGGCGACACCGGCGAACGCGCCGAAGAAGGCGACGUCCAUGUUCAGCUUCUUCUGGGGCAGUGGCCGCAAGUGAUAGGGGGUGUGUCUUGUUGCUACUCUUGUGUGGUUUCCAGUGGAGUACGGUUGAUACGCCCUAGACAUUUAGCAGAAUUUGUAGUUCAACAUAAGCAGGACCAAUAUGUUGGCAGGAGUCACUGCUUAAUUGGGAGGGACGUUCAACGUGGCAGGCAAAAUGAUGGCUGGGCUCUUGAAGCGUGACUGCUGGGGUGUCCAGUUCAGAGCCAGCCGCAACCUUACCUCCAUUUGAAUCCCUCUUGUCCCCCCCUUGUGUUUCCAUUUCGAUAGCUCAAUCGCUCGUGCACGCUUUCUUGGCUUGGGUCUGCCUUGUUAGAAUACUAGAAUGAAUUAGGAAGGAGAAAACAAGGGAGAUGUAGGGUUUGGGUUGUACUCUCUAUGAACACAUUGUUAAAUUAUAUAUUG